Molecule: messenger RNA, 129 nt
Organism: Scutellospora calospora
Lineage: Eukaryota; Fungi; Glomeromycota; Glomeromycetes; Diversisporales; Gigasporaceae
Source: the annotation of a GenBank genome assembly
AUUUGCUUAGGCGGAAAAGUCAUCAAGCAUCAUGAAACAUCAUCAAAAACUUCACAAAUGUUGUCAAGGACUCCACAAACGUCAUCAAAGACUUCACAAAUAUCGUCAAAACUCAUCAAGAAACUGUGA